UAUUUGUCCCCUCCCUUCUUAUCCUCACUCACCUCACUCUUUAUAUAAAACACUAUUAUCUGAUCAUAACGCAGAGAAACGCAAACGCAGCGUGUGAUUUUGAUUGAUUCUGUAUUCCACAAAGAGUUUUAGUUGAGAGCGAGUAAAAAGAUGCAGACGGUAUCAGUUGACGAAACCAAAAACACGGUGGUGCUGCGGGCGGAGCACCCGGACAAGGAAAGUCGGAAAUCUGUCGAGAAAUUCGAAGUGAAGACUCGAAACCCGGAGACGAUCAAGCAGGUGGAGCGGAAGCUGAUGGAAAAAGGCGUUCAACGGAUGGAUAGGCACUCUUCCGACGGAAUUCCGCUCAAACGACCGCCGUCAAAGUCCGGUCACGGUGGGAAAUACACGUGGGAGGGGCCUGAUCGAAUGGAGGAUUACGAGAUGCAGCCAGAUCCGCCGGCGAUGGACGAGGGAGAUCCAAAUUACGACGAGGAACAGACGAAGAAGAAGAUCGGUGAUGAUGACGUGGCGGUGGCUCUUGUGAGAGGAGAGGUUGAGGUGGCGAAGGAAGCGCCGGCAGGUGUGGCUAGAGUUGAGGUUGAUCCUCGCUUGAUCAGUCAUUAGUGGGUUCAUCCGAGUUUUUAAGGAAGUUGUGGGGCGAAUGUGAGAAGUAAGGGAAAAUGUGAUGGUUAGAUUUUUAAUUUCGAGUUUGUGAUGUUUUGCUAUGUAUUGACGUGGAACGCUAUCUGUGUAAAAUAAUAAUAAUUGAACCCACUCGGUGAUCUUUUGUA
Molecule: messenger RNA, 773 nt
Organism: Eutrema salsugineum
Lineage: Eukaryota; Viridiplantae; Streptophyta; Magnoliopsida; Brassicales; Brassicaceae
Exons: 1
Coding region: 151-606 (151 amino acids)
Source: RefSeq, a predicted model, not a curated record